Peromyscus maniculatus bairdii (prairie deer mouse) is the source of this 7442-nucleotide messenger RNA. RefSeq names its product transmembrane protein 245 (gene Tmem245). The record is from RefSeq and is a predicted model, not a curated record. NCBI's taxonomy places the organism in Eukaryota, Metazoa, Chordata, Mammalia, Rodentia, Cricetidae.
UCCAGGCGGAGGCGCGAUGGCCGACCGCGGCGGCCCUUCCGAAGCGCCCAGCCCGCGGGGCUCUCCCCGGCCGGAGCCUCGGGCCCCGCGCGCAGCCGGGCCGGGCGAGACCCCGCGAACCGCGGCGCUGGCGCUGCGCUUCGAUAAGCCCAUCAAACAGGCUUUCUACAACACGGGCGCGGUGCUGUUCGUGUGCCUGUGCUGCGGGGCGGCGGUGCUCGUGUACUUCAUCCUCGAGGCCUUCCUGCGGCCGCUGCUCUGGGCCGUGCUGUGCGGCACCUUCCUGCACCCGUUCAAGAGCUCGCUCACGCGCCUGGGCCGCCUGUGGCUGCGGCGCCUGCACCGCGCGCACACGCCCAUCGUGCUGGCCGCGCUGCUGCUGCCGCUCUGCUUCGCCGACUACGGCGUCGAGGCCCUGGGCGAGCAGGCGCUGCGCCGCCGCCGCCUGCUGCUGCUGCUGGGCGCGGGUGGCCCUCUGCUCUACGGUCUCUACUGCCUGGGCAGCUACCUGGGCGUACAGGUGCUGCUGGCGCACGCGGGCGCGCUCAUCUGCCGCGGCCUCGACUACUUCAGCAGCCUGUGGAUCUGGACAUUGGUAGUUGGCUAUGUGCUGAUGGUUUCAUUCAAGUGGAAUGCAAACACUGAACGCUACUUGAGAGCAGUUUCGAUUCCUGUCUGGAUGAUACUGCUUUUUCAUAUAGCAUCACUGGCUGGCUCAUGGAGAAUUCCAGUAUUCCUGGUUAUUGUUUUCCUGAUGUCUGUGGGCACCCUUUAUGAAAAACAGAAUGGGAAAGAGUCUGCUGGGGCAGAAUUACCUGGACAAGUGAUCUCCAUGGCAGCUUCUACUCUCGCAAACUUGGCUAUCUCCAUCACAGGGUAUGAAUCAAGCGGUGAAGACCAGCCCUCCACUCACCCUGCAGAGCCCGCGGACAGGGGAGAGCCCCCCCCAGCAGUGUCUGCUUCCUCUUCAUCCUCUUCCCGUUCCUCGCCCUCUUCUCCUUCUCCUACUUUGGGCAGACAGAGGCCUGAGAUGGGGACGUUUCUCAGGAAGAAGAAAACCAGCGACAUUUACUUCGUGUCUCUCGUGUGGGCCAUCAUUGCUGUCCAGCUCUGGCUGAAUCUGUGGAUCGUGCAGCUGCUGCCAGUGCCUGUUGCAGUUUGGAUAAUCAAAAAGCUCGUGAUUCACUUUGGAGUGGUGGGCUUCCUGGAGAAACGCUGCCGCGUGUGGUGGCAGGUCAUCGAGGGCUUCCUGAAGGAGCGGCAGGAGGCCUUAGCACCAUGGCCAAUUAUCGGGCUUGGAAAGUUCUUACUAAAAGUUGAUAGCAAGCUCUGGCACUGGCUAAAUAAGAAGAUGAUCAUCUGGUUGGAGAAGAUGUUAGAUAAAAUUAUUAGCAUUUUCAUCAUAUUCUUGCUAGUAAUAGGAACCCUUCUUUUAGCCCUUCUCCUGACUGCAAAGGUACAUCAAGAAAGUGUACACAUGAUUGAAGUCACAAGUAGUCUGAUUAAUGAAACUCUAGCAAAUCACCCAGAGUGGGCAAAUUGGCUUCCUGAGGCUCAGGUGGUCCAAAGAGCCCUCAAUUCUGCAGCUAACAAUGUGUAUCAGUAUGGACGGGAGUGGAUAACCCACAAGCUUCACAAAAUUCUAGGAGAUAAAGUGAACAAUACAGCUGUGAUUGAGAAGCAAGUUCUGGAGCUGUGGGACAGACUCUAUCACUCUUGGUUUGUAAAGAAUGUGACACACUCUGGAAGGCACAAAGGGCACAAGAUGCAUGUGAGUCGUCAGAACAGCUGGCUGGGAGAUAUUCUGGAUUGGCAAGAUAUUGCCUCCUUCGUUCAUGAGAACAUUGAAACGUUUCUUUCGAUAUUAUCUUUUGGCUUCCAAAUAUGGAAGAUGAAGAUCUUGGAGUCCCUGUGGAUUGUUAUGAGCCGGAACGUGAGCCUGCUGUUUACCACGGUUACCACUCUGCUGACCAUCCUCUUCUACAGUGGCACUGCCCUUCUCAACUUCGUGCUUUCCCUGAUAAUUUUCCUGACCACACUGUUUUAUCUGUUAAGUUCCAGUGAUGAGUACUACAAGCCAGUGAAGUGGGUGAUAAGCCUGACACCACUGUCUCAGCCAGGUCCUUCUUCUAAUAUUAUUGGCCAGUCUGUGGAAGAAGCUAUCAGAGGGGUAUUCGAUGCUUCCCUCAAAAUGGCUGGCUUCUAUGGCUUGUACACCUGGCUGACUCACACCGUGUUUGGCAUCAAUAUUGUCUUCAUACCGUCAGCUUUGGCAGCAAUCCUUGGAGCAGUGCCAUUUCUGGGGACAUACUGGGCAGCAGUACCUGCAGUUCUAGACCUGUGGCUGACACAAGGCUUAGGAUGCAAGGCCAUCUUGCUCCUGGUCUUUCAUCUCUUGCCGACAUACUUCGUAGACACUGCAAUCUACUCUGACAUUUCAGGAGGAGGUCAUCCUUACCUGACGGGCUUAGCCGUGGCAGGCGGAGCGUACUACCUGGGCCUGGAAGGAGCAAUCAUCGGGCCCAUACUUCUCUGCAUCCUUGUGGUUGCUUCCAAUAUCUACAGUGCCAUGCUAGUGAGUCCCACGAAUUCAGUGCCCACACCAAACCAGACACCUUGGCCUGCUCAGACUCAGCGGACUUUCCGUGACAUCGCUGAAGAUCUGAAAUCUUCAGGAGAUUGACAUGGCUUCACUGUGGUGACUUCUCUGGGGAGUUCCACUCGACAGCGAAUUCUCCCACUUGUGGCCUCUGUCCUGUCAACUGUGUCUGGCAGGCAGGGGCACCCAGAAACGAAGCAGAAGCCUCCCAGCCUUACAUGCAGAACACCAAGUGAGGAACACUCGCUCUAGGCUGCUUUGCGUUUUAAACCCAGCUUGAGUUGAACACUGUUAGCUCACAGCUCACACUAAGAUGGCUUGAACAGUUGCAGUUCAUGCACUGGUACCAAGGCUUGAAAUUGCCCUCACUGAUUGUCUACUGCAAUGUGUAUUUAUUAAGUUACCGUAAGGGUUCCAAAAUACCUGCUAUUGAAAGUAUAUUCAGUGUAGUUUUCCUCCUGCCUUAGGAGUUCUUAGCCCCUUUUCAGUGAUGAGGCUUUCACUUGGAGUAGGCUUAGUAAGCAGGAAAAUGAGUCUGAUACCCUUUUAGAAUAACAUCUUCCCCUUCUUGGAGAAGAAAGGAGUCUUAGGGGUGAAGGGGGUGUUAGUGUGCUGUGAGCAGAGGAGAAGCAGUCCGAGGAGAGCUCUUCCUCCCUUCCUCCCCUUCACCCCUCCUUUCAAGGUUGCCAAAUUUCUACAACUUUCCUGACCACAUUGGAUGAAGAUCCUGUUGAGCUGCUAUGAAUAGUAACAAUGUGAUAGAAUCCACGUGUCAGCUUCUUCUUUUAACUGUUUUACAAGAAAAGACUCUCAGGUGUAGUGGUCCUGUGUUUGUUGUGUGUCCCCCAGUUCCGUACUGGGAACUCUACCAGUAAGUUACUUAGCAGCAGAACUUGGUUUUGUUUCUGCCCCUAGCACAGUGCCUUGCACAUGUGACUCUAGUCGAGCGCUUGCUGAGUUGGGCUGUGACUUUCUGCGCAUCUCAGAUACCAGCACAGUGCUUUACAUUUCCACCCUUGUGCAUAGUCCUUCACAAGCAUUCCCGUCAGCUCUCGCGGUGGCGGCGGCUUUGUAUUCUCAGCAGUGCCACCCUGGUGGGGGUGCUAAGCUUCAGGACAGGGCCAGUGCAGAGCCGGUAGGUACCAAGUGUUGUAAGACUUGGUCUCCUGUCUUCUGACUUCACAUCUGCCGACUCUGUCACAACACAUUUCUUAGGGCUUCAGCAGUUUCCCAGUCCUGUGACCCAGGUGUUGUCAUUCAUUCCUUAUAAGUGACAGAAAGUUUGUCCUGUUUCAUGACAUGGCCAGAAGAGCCAGCUCCUAGUGCUGUGUCCUUCCCGGCUGAUCAGUCACUAACCCUGCCUGUGCCCCAAGGGAAUGUAGAGCAGAAGGGAUUUGUGGUGGUUUUUUUUUUUUUUUUUUUUUUUAAAUAUUUAAGACUAAAAUUAAUUUUCCCUAAAACAUCUCACUAAGUUUGUAAUAAACCCCACAUACUGCUUGGCUUGGCUGUGUAUAGUAUAUAGCACAUGCAGGCCUCCAGAUUGUAUCAUGAAUCCUUCAACAUUUAUGGCCUGUUAUUCCAUUGCCUGUAGAUUUGACCACUAAAUCACUUCUUUGUUCUUUAAUCAGUUGCUCAUUUGCUCAUUAACACAUUUCUUGAGUGUUAGUAAACUCUAGGCACCAUGCCAGGGACUGAACAGGGUGCUCCGGGAGAUGACUCCUGAGGCAGCCUCUCACCUUAAGCACUGCACCAGCCAGAUCAUGUAUCAUACUGUCUAAACUUCUUGUAUUAAAAUGGCUGAAGAGAGAAACCCAGUUUGUGUUUGUUUACUAUAAUCUGAUAAGUUUAUAGCUAUAAUUAGCAAUACUCCUAAGAGGCAAAUAUAUACAGUGGUUUGUGUGCAUAUACAAAUUAUGUUGCUCCAAUGUGCUUUUAGCCAUGUAAAAGCAAAAUUGCAAAAACCUAAGUUUGAGCUAAUUCAUAGCUGUUGGUAGGAUAGUUCUUAAUCUGAAUGUGAAGUUGUUUGAGGGAAACUGAACUCCCUAAAAUAGUGGCAGUGGCUUAAGCCUGUCCUGGAAUUUUAGGAGCAGAGGUCCCCACAGAGGCACACAGUCCUGGUCAGGAAACCAGAACCACUCCAUUGCUACAGUGUACACAGGAACGCCACCUUUGGGUAGGUUAGAACUAGAAAAGUACCCUGGCGUGUGUCAGGCACAGAGAGGAGGUUUUACAGAAUUUUCCUAGGAUGGAUAGUGAGCAGGUAGCAUGACAAGGAGUCUCUAGCUUAAGUCUCUAAUUUACCCUGAAGAAUUUGCAUGGGAAUUUGACCCGGAAGAAGUUCCCCUGGAGGUCGGGGGAGACAGAGACAGAGUCAGAGACAGAGGAGUGUGUGUAUAGAAUGCAUCCGUGCAGCAAAAGUAGCUUCCGUGAAACUGGGGAUAGAGAUCUGCCUUAGCAUCUUGGAAUGUAAAAGAACAUAAAGGGUUAGUUUCAAGUUUCCUUCCCUGACAGUUUCCAACUGAAGGGGUACAAGGGAACUGAAAAGCUGUGUGCACCCGUCUGCUCCUACUUUUGAUAAGAGAAUGGGUGCAGGGCUGGAAGCAUAAAUUCCAUGUUAUGUGCAUCCUGCCUGAAUCCCACACUUUUAUAUUUAGACAUGAUCCAUGGCCUCUUUGGCCGCCAGUGUUAGAUAUUAUUAAAACUGUGAGUCUCCUAAUCCUUCUUCUUCAAGAACUGGCUGCUUUCCUUUGGACUCUGAGAUGAACCCUGUGUUGACUCUUGACUGUGGAAAGGUGCCCAAGAUGUGUUAUGUUGAGACCCUGUGUCCAAACUCUGACUUUAGGGAUGACAGCUGCUUGUACCAGUAUACAGGCAGUAAAGCAGUGCAGGGCAGCCUUCUGGCUAACCUUGGCCUUCAGAAGAACUCACCAUGCUUUCUCAGGACUUCUGCAUUCCUCCAUUUCCCACUGGGGUUAGGUACCUGCUUCAGAAGUGUGGCAAGCAAUGCUGAGAAUUCAAGGCCAACUGGACUUAAACUAGAAUACAUUCAUUUAGGUGACUAUCAAGAGUUUUUAACCCAGUUGAUGGGAAAAUACCCUCAGGACUUCCCGUACUUCAGUCCUGACCUUCCAGUCACUAUCUUCUGAGGGUCUCCCACAGCCUUUCCAAGAGUAUCACAAUGGGACUUUGAGUGCCCCUUUCACAGUGAAAAUUGUAUAUUGCCACAUACCUUCCAAAUUCUUGUUCCUGCAAAGAACAACUAUUAUUUAUUUAUUUACUGUCAGCUUUUUGUAUUUGCUAAUCUUGCCAUCAAAUGUGUUCAUUUCAUUAACUCUCUAAGGUCUGGGAAAAACACCUAUCUGAAGCCACUAAGCAGCUUUCUUGAUAACAUAAAAAUACACGAGAGAAUUGCAGAUGAAAAUUCUUCUUACCUGUCACAGAAGUUUGGUGCUUGAAUGGGCUGUUGUAAUGAGAUGAUGUGGUUGUUUUAGAGAAGGAAACAAAUUUAUGGGUAAAGUAGCGUAUGUAACAGAGCCAGUUAACAACAGACGUCAGAGUGGAGUACAGAUCCUCUCCCUCUCAGCCCGCCUUCUGCUUCUCUUCCCUUUUCCUCAUAGCUCAACCACGUUUGUCAAAAAAGAAGAAGAGAAAGUUCUAUAAUAGCAGUUGUUUGCAGAAUUAAUGGAGUUGUAAGAGAAAAACUGCUGGGGUGGGGAGAUUCUAUGGUCAAUUAAAAUUGAGGAAUGCUAAGGUAUUUCCUUUCCCUGAGAUGUCGGAGUGUUUAUUAUGCCAUGACACAUUGUGAACUUAGGAGGGACAGAGUGUUUCACAGUAUGUUGUCCCCUACCCCUCUACCCCCAACCCCUCUCUGAGCAUCUCAAGAGACCCGGGGUUCUUUUGAGCUUCUGAUCAAGUUUACAGGUCUUGUAGAAGACAAUUGCUAGUGAAAAUACUGGCAGUGCAUGUGUUAUUGUGGUACUGAGGGAUGGCAACAAGUCCCAGCAGUCUGGUGAGACACCAGAAAGUAGGCACAUUGCUGCCCAGAGCUGUGCUUACAGGGAGGACAUCCUUUCCCACCUGUGGCACACAAGAUCAGUAUCCAAGUUAUCCAAGAAUCACUUAAUGUGCAAAUACACUGGUGGCGUUGAUACUGCAUCUUAGCAGGCUUUCGUAUGGCACUUUAUAUUUUCAGGCACCUUUGGGUUCAACCCUGUGAGCUAUAGUGUUACAGUCAUUGUACAGACGAGGCACUGGAGAAGUUUGUUGUUGACUCCUUCUCUUCUCCCUUCUCCUGCUCUCCUCUCUCCUCUGUUUAGAUCACAAAAGGAUGGAGCCAGAAUUUGGUUGCAGAAUCUCUGACUCCAAGUCCAAAGUUCUUGAUACUGGUCUUUCCUUCUAGCUUUAUGUAUAUGAUGAAGGUAUGGAAACAGAUCUAACCAUGGUUUUGCUUAUUGUGAAGUACAAGUUCUCUUGUAUUGGAGUGACCCAGAAGUGUAACUCUUACCGUAGCUGUCCUAGAAAAACCCCUUCUUUGUCCUUGCAGUCCCUGCUACUUGUUCAGGUACUUGGUUUGUACUUCAAAUACUGUUUGAUUGUGAAACCAAGAUGGAACAUAUCAUUGUAAUUAUUUAACUCUGAAAAUGUAUCACCUCUGCAUUCUCAGGUGAAGGAGAGAAAUGGUUUGACAGGAAAAAUAGCAUUCAAAUGCAACAGUAAAUAUCCUUUAUUACACAGAUGCUGUUUCUUAGCUUUAAUUUGCUUUCACAACUUACUGAUGUAACAACAUCUUUGUAAAAUGUAAAAUAUUUAUAUUUUGAAAUAAAGUCACAAAUGUUGGAUGAAA